CUUUUAUUCAGUCUCACAGAUGUUCACGGUUCACUUCUCUUUUACUCCAAUCUAACCCACGCCUCCUCCCUGUUUUAUGCAGCCUAACGUUGCCGCUGACUCUGUAUUUGCCUCCCGCUCCCCACCCCAGCAGCAGCAGCAGCAGAGGCUGAAGGCAGAGCCUGGGAAAUCCAGAUAGCUAGCUGGCAAGGAGUAGGAUUAAUUGCAGCGAGUACCUUUAUUUUUGUUUGUAAUCAGAAAGGGAAGGAGUGGAAAAUAAGAGUAGAGAAGUGGGGGCAGAAGAAGAGAACGGAGUGAGUGGGGUAGUCAAUGUAGUAAGAAUCACUUUAAUCAAUAUUAUAAUAAUAAUUAAAAAGAAUAGAAAAGCUGGGGGACGCAUGCGCAUGGCUGGCGAGCCGCCGUCCCUGGGUGAGGAGCCCGCCGCUAACCGAUCCGAUCCAAACAAAGAUUUCCAUCUGUCUCCUGGUACUGAUGGUGAAUUUCCCAUGGGAUCAGAGCGGAUGGAGAUGCGUAAACGGCAGAUGUCAGUACCCCAGGAGACAGCAGACUGUACUACAGGCCAACAUGAAGUGGGGAAUAGAGCAUCUAAUGCCUGUUGCUUUUGUUGGUGCUGCUGUUGUAGCUGCUCAUGUCUUACUGUUAGAAACCAAGAAGAUGAAAGAGCAAGGAGGGCUUCCUAUGAACUUAGAACAGAAGGACUUCCAACCUGUGAAGAAAGCCCCACACCUACUCUGGAAGAAGUGAAUGCCUGGGCUCAAUCAUUUGACAAGUUAAUGGUCACUCCAGCGGGAAGAAAUAUUUUCCGGGAGUUCCUCCGAACAGAAUUCAGUGAAGAAAAUAUGCUAUUUUGGAUGGCCUGUGAAGAACUGAAACAGGAGGUUAACAAAAGUGUUAUAGAAGAAAAGGCAAGGCUGAUUUAUGAAGAUUAUAUUUCCAUUCUUUCUCCUAAAGAGGUUAGCCUGGAUUCCCGAGUAAGAGAAGUCAUCAAUAGGAACAUGCUAGAGCCAUCACAACAUACAUUUGAUGAUGCACAACUUCAAAUUUAUACCUUAAUGCACAGAGACUCAUAUCCUCGAUUUAUGAACUCUGCUCUUUAUAAGGAUCUACUUCAGUCCUUAUCUGAGAAAUCCAUUGAAGCAUAGGAUUUUCAACUGUAUUUAUUAUUAACAUUAACAAAAUCAACAAUAAAUUUGUGAGCCACAUCUAAGGACAAGAGAUUUAGAGAUGAUAGUAUCUUUAUCUGACUUAAUACUCAGGCAUAUUUUAAUAAUGGACAUUGUUUUCUUUGGCAGAGGGCUUUAAAGCCACAAACCAAAAUAUAUUUACCAAUCACCUUUAGUGAAGUUUUGGAGCAAUAUGGAAAAUAUAGUUUGUCCUUUUACAAAGAUAAUAUUUUUAUUCUUAAAAUUAUAGCAGCAUGUUCUCAAAGGUAAAAGCUACCCUUAUAGAAGAUUUCCAUUCUGAUUGAUUUGGUAUAA
Sarcophilus harrisii (Tasmanian devil) is the source of this 1478-nucleotide messenger RNA. It is a transcript of the gene RGS20, whose product is annotated as regulator of G protein signaling 20. Lineage: Eukaryota; Metazoa; Chordata; Mammalia; Dasyuromorphia; Dasyuridae. The transcript is spliced from 5 exons. The record is from RefSeq and is a predicted model, not a curated record. Bases 378 to 1142 code for a protein of 254 amino acids.